This is a messenger RNA of Homalodisca vitripennis (glassy-winged sharpshooter), 618 nucleotides long. Its product is annotated as odorant receptor 4-like. The coding region runs from base 1 to 618 and encodes 205 amino acids. Gene Ontology annotation, cellular component: plasma membrane. The transcript is spliced from 6 exons. Lineage: Eukaryota; Metazoa; Arthropoda; Insecta; Hemiptera; Cicadellidae. Gene Ontology annotation, biological process: detection of chemical stimulus involved in sensory perception of smell; sensory perception of smell. The record is from RefSeq and is a predicted model, not a curated record. Gene Ontology annotation, molecular function: odorant binding; olfactory receptor activity.
AUGGACUCGCAGAUCCGGGAACUCGGAAUGCAAAAUGAAUAUGAAGCCCAUGCACUCCGGUUGGAUGCCGGUACAGGAGCACUGGCAGGGCGCGGGGACCAUUCAGAUUUUGGUUUCAGUGGUUUCAUUGGGCAGACUCGCCGCACCCAGUCCCGGCUGACGACACUCACGGGGCCCUGCCGAAAGAGUGUCAAGCUACUGAACGACUGCUUCUCUCUGUCUGCUUUGGUCCUCGUCCAGGCCACCUCACUGAUCGCAGCUCUGACGUUACCUCGAGCAAUACUGAUAACCAAACUGCCUAUAUGGGAUCUUUAUUUCGUCCUUAGCUCCGGAUGUGGAGUAUUAAUAUUAUCGUUUUUUCUCUGCUACUUUGGUCAGGUGAUAGAAGAUGAGUCUAACAAUCUCCGGCGAGCUCUCUACGACUACAAUUGGUACAACCAGACACAACGUUUUAAGGCCCAUGUGAUGAUCAUGAUAACUAUGGCCACUCGACCUCUGCAACUGACAGCCGGUGGAAUCUAUCCACUCAACUUUGAGACCUUUACUUAUGUCAUGAGCGCCUUUUAUUCGUACGUCCACUUCUUGUUGGCUUUGAAAGAAAAGGGUAAGAUUGGUUAG